AUGAAUCAGAACGUCGUCGAUAACCUGGAUAUGGCCAGUAUGGGCUAUAAGCAGGCAUUCUCGCGUAAGUACAAUAAAUGGAGCAUGCUGGCGCUAGCGUUCAAUAUCUUGGGCACUUGGGCAACGUUUGCAUAUGACCUGGAUGGCGGCCUGACUGACGGCGGGCCGGUUAGUAUCCUCUGGGGCCUGUCCACUGUCACCUUUUGCAACCUUUGCAUCGCCGCCUCGUUGGGAGAGCUUUGCAGCAGCAUGCCCUCUGCACUGGGUCAGGCUUACUGGAUAUUCCGCCUCUGGGACUCUCCUUGGGGUCGCUUCCUCUCGUACCUAUGUGCAUGGAUAAACACGUUUGGCUGGUGGGCGGUCACGGCAUCGCAAGUCGCCUUCAUGACCAAUUUUGCAUUGGCGAUUAAGUCCAUGCUCGACAACAUGUGGUUAGGCGCUAGUGGCUGGUUACUGUUUGUUGUCUACCUUGGGAUCACGUUCUUGUUUACCAUCGCCAAUGCGGUAGCGGGUCGGAAGGACUAUGUUCUGCCGUGGUUAAACAACAUUAUCGGUAUUCAGUUUGGUGCGUUGCUCGUCGCCUUUUCACUGUCAAUGCUAAUCUCGACCGGCGUUCACUCGAAUCUACGAUACCAAAGAGCGUCAUUUGUCUUCGGCCAAUGGCUCAACCGAACCGGUUGGCCGGAUGGCGUUGUGUGGUUUACGGGUCUCCGUAUGGCCGCGUAUGGCCUAACUGCGUUUGACAGUGUCAUCCAUAUGGCGGAGGAGAUUCCAGCACCGCGAGUGAAUAUCCCGCGAGUGUUGUAUCUCGUCGUUAUCAUAAGCGCUACGACAGGAGGAAUCUUCAUGGUCGUCAGCUUGUUCUGUAUGCAGGACCUAAAUCAGGUCCUGGAUUCACCGACGGGUCUUCCAUUCACGACGCUGGUGACUUCAACGGUGGGAUCGGGUGGCGCGGUUGCGCUAAUGGUGUUGUUUGAGAUUAAUGGUUUGGGUCAAGGCAUCAGCAUAAUGACGGCGACCUCACGUCUCACGUGGGGCUUUUCUCGUGAUGGCGGCUUGCCGUGGAGCAAUUAUUUGUCACAUGUGGAUGCUUACUGGAAUGUGCCGCUGCGGGUGUUGUGGAUUGAAAGCCUGUUUAUCUCGCUGAUCGGAGUACUCUACCUUUUCAGCCAAAAAGCGCUUCAAGCUGUGGUAAGCGUCAGCACGAUCGCUCUAACAGUAUCAUACGGACUGCCGAUUGUAGUCUUGGUUCUCGUUGGUCGUGAUAAACUACCCUCUCGGAAAUUCGACCUUGGCGGCUGGGGAUAUUUGCUCAAUUCGGUCAGCAUCGUUUACUGUUGCAUCACCACCACCUUCUUCUUUUUCCCUAGCACACCGCAUCCGUCUGCGAGCGAGAUGAAUUACGCAAUUGCUGUUUUCGGCGUCAUGUUGGCGGCCUCAGUGAUCUUCUGGUUCAUGAAGGGCAAGGCGACAUAUUUGACAGCGGACAGAACCAUGCAGGAGAUUAUUCGUGCUCAAAACCUGCUGCCCAUGGCUGAACAGAGUCGUUCUGACCAGAUCCGAUUUUACAUCGAGACUGAUCGGUCAAGGCUGGCUGCAUCCCGCCUGAUGGCCUUGUGGGAUAUGGAUGCUGAGGGACAAUUAUAA
This is a messenger RNA of Penicillium cinerascens, 1647 nucleotides long. RefSeq lists its product as uncharacterized. Gene Ontology annotation, cellular component: membrane. The transcript has a single exon. Gene Ontology annotation, biological process: amino acid transport; transmembrane transport. The coding region runs from base 1 to 1647 and encodes 548 amino acids. The record is from RefSeq and is a predicted model, not a curated record. Gene Ontology annotation, molecular function: transmembrane transporter activity. Lineage: Eukaryota; Fungi; Ascomycota; Eurotiomycetes; Eurotiales; Aspergillaceae.